CUUAAAAAUCUGGUGAUGGCAAUUGAUCAUAAACGGAAUACCAUAGAAACCAAAUAAUUGUAUACAAAUAAAUAUGUACGAGUUAAAUAAAUUAUUUACUAAUUUCUAUUAGUAUUUACAGCCUGAAAACACACCAACGGACGAAUGGGGAGAUGAAACCUCACCCGUGUGAUCUUUGUGACGAAUCGUUCAGCCAAAAAAGUCACUUUAAGGUUCAUCGACACAUACACACUGGCGAAAAAUUAUACACGUGCGAUAUAUGUGACAAGGCUUUCUCUGUAAGAAGUAGUUUGACAACACAUAGACGCAUUCACACCGGUGAAAAACCAUAUGCAUGUGAUGUAUGUGAGAAGGCUUUCUCUGUAAGUAGUAGUUUGACAGCACAUCGACGCAUUCACACCGGCGAAAAACCAUACGCAUGUGACGUAUGCGAACUGUCUUUCCCUCAAAGUGGCCAAUUGACAAUACAUCGACGCACGCACACCGGCGAAAAACCAUACACGUGCGAUGUAUGUGAGAAGGCUUUCUUUCAAAGUAGUCAAUUUACUGUGCAUCGACGCACGCACACUGGCGAAAAACCGUACGCAUGCGACGUAUGCGAAUUGUCUUUCACUCAAAGUUGCCAAUUGACGGUACAUCGACGCAUUCACACCGGCGAAAAACCAUACGCAUGCGAUGUAUGUGAGAAGGCUUUUAGACAACGUAGCACUUUGACGAAACAUCGCCAGACGCACAGUCAAAAACCAUACGCAUGUGAUGUAUGCGACAAGUCGUUCUGUUUAAAUAGCAAUUUGACGGUACACAAGCAGACACACAUGACACACAGUUUCUAUUGAUCAAAUAUGUAUGAUAAAAGGAGUUUAUAUCUAAUGAUGGCAAAUCAUGUUCAUAUAAUAUUACUGUUAUAGUUUUAAUUAUAUCAUAUUGUUUUUUU
Molecule: messenger RNA, 934 nt
Organism: Acyrthosiphon pisum (pea aphid)
Lineage: Eukaryota; Metazoa; Arthropoda; Insecta; Hemiptera; Aphididae
Product: zinc finger protein 182
Biological process (GO): regulation of transcription by RNA polymerase II
Molecular function (GO): DNA-binding transcription factor activity, RNA polymerase II-specific; RNA polymerase II cis-regulatory region sequence-specific DNA binding
Source: RefSeq, a predicted model, not a curated record